AUGGGUCCAGACCGGCACUCCGUCCUUAUCACAGGUUGCGGAGAGGGUGGGAUCGGACACGCACUAGCUCGGGAGUUUCAGAAACAAGUCUGUUAUGACCAAGGUUUCACGGUCAUCACCACACUUCUAGCUCACGAAUCUCGAGAGCAUCUCACGGAGCAUGGGAUUCAUGUCUUCACCGCGGACGUGACAAAGGACGACGACGUCGACCAGCUCGUCAAGAACGUCUCCAAGAUCUCGCCCGGAGGUUUAGACGUCCUGGUGAACAACGCAGGUAUCUGCUACACCAUGACCGGAAUCGACACAGACGUCAGGGAGGUGGAGAAAAUGUUCGCCGUCAACCUGUUCGGGCCAAUGCGAAUGGUCCGCCACUUCCACCCCCUGAUCAUCCAAAGGCGGGGAAAGAUAGUGAACAUUGGCAGCGUUGGCGGAAUCGUGCCUUAUGUGUAUGGAUCCAGUUAUAACGCAAGCAAGGCAGCAUUACACCACUGGGGCAGCACCCUACGAGUAGAGAUGAAACCACUCGGCGUCCAGGUGGUGAACAUCAUAUCGGGCGAAGUGUCGACCAACAUCCUAAAGCGCGACAAGGGGAGGACGUUGCCGGCCGACUCCUUCUACAGCCCGCUAAGCGAGGAAUUUGCGAACCACGUGGGGCGGACACCGCACACCACUCCACCCGAGGUCUAUGCGCGCUCUGUCGUGGCGGAGGUAAUCAAGCCGAACCCCAGUGUCUGGUUCUGGACGGGAGCGAGGACGUUUAUCGUGAGAUAUGGCGACAUGCUUCUGCCAAGGACAUUCUGGGAUUGGAUGUUUUCCAGAGAGUUCAACUUGAAGAAGCUUGAAGCGACGCGUACUUAG
This is a messenger RNA of Durotheca rogersii, 858 nucleotides long. Its product is annotated as short chain dehydrogenase. Gene Ontology annotation, cellular component: lipid droplet; endoplasmic reticulum. Gene Ontology annotation, molecular function: acylglycerone-phosphate reductase (NADP+) activity; triacylglycerol lipase activity. Bases 1 to 858 code for a protein of 285 amino acids. The transcript is spliced from 9 exons. Gene Ontology annotation, biological process: triglyceride catabolic process; phosphatidic acid biosynthetic process. NCBI's taxonomy places the organism in Eukaryota, Fungi, Ascomycota, Sordariomycetes, Xylariales, Xylariaceae. The record is from RefSeq and is a predicted model, not a curated record.